AGGGGGAAAUUGAUUUGAUUCUUAUCCACAAUUCAAUCUCUUCUUCAUCAUCGCAGCAAGCGUUAAUGGCGGCUUCGUUCUCACUCACGAGCUUCAUCUCCUUCAUUUCUCCAUUCAAAUCUCAGACGAAAGCUACUCCGCCUCCUAAUCUCACUCUCCCUACUCCGACGGUUUCCCACAGGCGGAGGAAUGAUCUCGCUAUCGAAUCAAUGGCGGUGGAGGAGCCUUCUUCCACGGCUUCGCUUUCCUCUGAGAUUUCAUCUGUGAUAUGCCCUUCGCUUGCUUACUCGAACACGCUCUUUUUCAGUUCGGGCUACAACGUGCAGGUGUUUGUCGAAGAUAACGAGUCUGAGGAGAGGCUGGUGAAUCGAUUCAGGAGGGAAGUGAUGAGAACAGGUGUUAUCCAGGAAUGCAAGCGAAGGAGAUACUUUGAGAACAAACAAGACGAGAAGAAGCGGAGGACUCGCGAUGCUGCUAAGCGUAAUAAGAAAAGGCGUCCUCAAGCAAGGUUUACUCAAGAAACGAGAGAAGAAGCAGCAGCAGCAACCAAGAGUAAGAAAAAGGAUGAAGAAGAAGACAACUGGGAGAUGCCUGAUGGAGAUGUACCUUCUUGAACAUUGUUUCAGUAUAUAAAUCUCCAGCCUUUUCUUGUUACUUCGAAAUUUCGUAUUUAUCACAUUGUAAGUUUCAAAUGCGUUUGCCUCUGCUAAUGAGUUCUUAUUAAUGUUAUAUUUGUCUUCCAAUGUUUUAUAUUUUGACUAAAAUCCAUUCCAUUUGCUCGGGAUUCUCCACAAAGGGAUAUGAAUCAUGGAUGCAGUUGUUUGUCUGGUAUC
Molecule: messenger RNA, 833 nt
Organism: Eutrema salsugineum
Lineage: Eukaryota; Viridiplantae; Streptophyta; Magnoliopsida; Brassicales; Brassicaceae
Product: 30S ribosomal protein S21, chloroplastic
Exons: 2
Coding region: 66-614 (182 amino acids)
Biological process (GO): translation
Cellular component (GO): ribosome
Molecular function (GO): structural constituent of ribosome
Source: RefSeq, a predicted model, not a curated record